AUGGAUCCUAUUGAUCAAGAAAUUAGAAGACGAUUGGAUAAACUAAAAGAAGAUAGGCCUCCUAUUCCUUCGGAAGAAGAAUUACGCUUGAAACUCCAGAAGCUGAAAGGAGAAACUCCCUCUGCAUUAAGUAACAAAUAUGUACUUCUCCCUUGUGUUAAAUCUAACGAAGAGCAGAUAAAUGAUUUGAUGAAACAGUAUUCCGAGGAAGCAGCCAUGGGACAACGUUUAACUACGCCAAUUCAUGAUAUAGAACAGCGUUUGAACAAUUUAAAAAUGUUUCAAGUUUCUGGUGAUAACAACAGCUCUCAAUCGGAAAAAAAUACUAGUACUUCGCGAGAAUCGAGUAGAAAAAUUCCAACGAUGAUUGCUGAUGAAGACGAAAGUAUGGAAUGUUCUGAUUCUCAUCCACAAGAAUAUUUUUGUUACAUUUGCGAUCGAGUACCCAAAUGGAUAUGUUACACUUGUGAUGAUCAGUUAUUCUGCCCUGCUUGUUAUAAAGAAUUUCACGAAGAUGAAGAUGAACCACAUAGAAGAAAGCCGUUUAAUGUUAAAAAAAAGUAUCAUGAUUCAGAUUCAGAUUAA
Molecule: messenger RNA, 585 nt
Organism: Planococcus citri (citrus mealybug)
Lineage: Eukaryota; Metazoa; Arthropoda; Insecta; Hemiptera; Pseudococcidae
Exons: 4
Coding region: 1-585 (194 amino acids)
Biological process (GO): abscission; mitotic cytokinesis checkpoint signaling
Cellular component (GO): midbody; cleavage furrow; centrosome
Molecular function (GO): phosphatidylinositol-3-phosphate binding
Source: RefSeq, a predicted model, not a curated record